UCUGAUGUGCAAAAUGACGUAUGCGAGGAGGAGCUUCUAGACGAUGAGGAGCAAAAUUUUCCUCUCCUGUUUUUUUUUGACAGCCGCAGGAGACACGAAUCGUACGCCCGAAUGACCAUGAUAUUGGGUGGUGUAUAGUGCAGCGCGAAGGCCUUUCCCCGGUGAUCGAUGCCAAGAUAGGAAAAGUUGGACAUCCUCUGAGUCAUGUUUUGUGUCUUGUAGGGAGGUUUUUGAACCUUUCAUCGACUUGUUCUUUUUUAACCGAUGGGUUACGAUAGUAUAUAGUGCAGUCGCCUGCAAAUAGUAGUAUAGGAAAGGAGGUUUUCGAAAGGAAUGUACAAUUUGAAGAUUGAAACAAUUUACUGCAGGGCAAGUAACAUACAAGGAUUGCGGUUAUCGUUUGCUGGAAGAUGGAUUACUGAAUGGUUCUAUUUAUGAGUAAUAUCUAAAAAUUUAAGCAGUGAAUCACGCAGGGUGGAAUAUUAUAUAAAUUGAUUCAUUUGGCUGGUAUCAAUCGUGAAGUCAUAAAAACUGAUUAAAAUUCAAUAUCUUAACACGGUGCAAGGCAUGAAUUUGGGAAGUUCCGCUGGAACAAGCACUUCCGGUCAUACCAGCAGCUAUACGGGCACCAGCAGCAGCGGCUCGGUGGCAGGUGGAAGUAACAACAGCAACGAAAUGCCUGUGGAGAUUCGCCCGAAGGUGGUUACGGUGAAACAUCCGGAGUCAAACAAGCCCAAGCCAACUACCAAGAAGGGAAAGGCAAUCCAAGCCGAUGUAGAUGUGAUAAAAGAGUUCCAACGCUGCAAGGAGGAAAACAUUCAAAGGCUUGACCUGAGUAAAUCCUCCAUCACCGUUAUUCCGGCUUCGGUCAAAGACUGCACCAGUCUGGUGGAAUUCUAUCUAUACGGUAACAAGAUAAGCUGCCUUCCUGCAGAAAUCGGCUGUUUAUCGAAUUUGAAAACAUUAGCCCUGAAUGAAAAUUCUCUAACUUCACUGCCCGAUACUCUGCAGAAUUUGAAACAGUUGAAAGUGUUAGACUUGCGACACAACAAGCUCUCCGAUAUUCCGGAUGUGAUCUACAAGCUUCAUACGUUGACCACUCUGUAUUUGCGCUUCAACCGCAUCAAGGUGGUAGGUGAAAAUUUACGAAAUUUAAGCAAUCUUACCAUGCUUAGCUUGCGGGAGAACAAAAUACAUGAGCUGCCGGUGGCAAUCGGGCACUUGGUUAACCUGACAACGCUAGAUUUGUCCCACAAUCACCUGAAGCAUCUACCGGAAGCAAUCGGUAAUUGCCUGAACUUGACGGCGUUGGAUUUGCAGCACAAUGAUUUGCUGGACAUUCCCGAAACGAUAGGUAAUCUGGCGAAUCUGAUGCGGCUAGGACUAAGGUACAACCAGCUAACAUCGAUCCCUGUUUCGUUGAAAAACUGCAUCCACAUGGACGAGUUCAACGUCGAAGGCAACGGCAUCAGCCAGUUGCCUGAUGGACUUCUGGCUAGCUUGAGUAAUCUAACCACCAUAACCCUAUCUCGGAAUGCUUUCCACAGCUAUCCGUCCGGAGGACCUGCUCAGUUCACCAACGUCACCAGUAUUAACAUGGAGCACAAUCAGAUCGACAAAAUUCAGUAUGGAAUCUUUUCUCGUGCCAAAGGGCUAACCAAACUCAACAUGAAGGAAAACGCUCUUACCUCGCUACCGCUGGACAUCGGCACCUGGACACAAAUGGUCGAACUAAAUUUCGGCACCAAUUCGCUCACCAAACUCCCGGACGAUAUACACUGUCUGCAAAACCUUGAGAUCCUCAUUCUGUCCAAUAACUUGUUGAAACGAAUUCCCAAUACGAUCGGCAACCUGAAGAAGCUCCGAGUGUUGGAUCUCGAGGAGAAUCGUUUGGAAUCUUUACCAUCGGAGAUUGGUCUUUUGCACGAUUUGCAAAAGCUCAUCCUUCAAUCGAAUCAACUGGCCUCCCUUCCUCGAACAAUUGGGCAUCUGACCAAUCUGACCUAUCUUUCCGUUGGGGAAAAUAAUCUACAGUAUCUACCGGAGGAGAUCGGUACCCUGGAAAACCUUGAAUCGCUCUAUAUAAACGAUAAUGCUUCACUGAUAAAAUUACCUUACGAGCUAGCAUUAUGUCAGAAUCUGGCUAUUAUGAGCAUUGAAAAUUGUCCCCUGUCCGCCCUACCACCGGAAGUGGUCAGCGGAGGUCCCAGUCUGGUGAUACAGUAUCUAAAACUACACUCACCCUACCGACAAAUGUGAUUUGUUACGAAGGCAAUCGUAAAUACCCUGGUGGCAUAAGGAAUUGAUUUGGAUUAGAGUGCCCACUGAACGAACUUCCCUUGUUGCAACUUAUAGAGUUGAUCCGUUCGUAAUGUAUGUGUAUGUGUGUGUGUGGAAGCGAUUACACGACGACACGAGCAAACGAGUUUUUUUUAUCGAAAAAAGAUAGUAAAAUAAAAUAAAAUCAAUGUGAUUUGAAUAAAGCUUUAAUAAUAUUGCUACUAGAAAACAAAAACAAUGGUAAAGAAGAAAACAGUAAUAUUUGUAGAAAAAAAAAAUCGACGUGUUUAAAACACAGCAGGUGGAUCCGUUAAUUUAAGUAAAAUUGUAUAGUUGAUGUGUAUAAACCUUUUGGAAGUUUGUUGUACUGAAUAGACUGGACAACGCUGGGAGGGUCUAUUCGAAUGAUUUAGAUAAACGACGAAGGAUUUAGGAGGAAUCCAUCGACAUCAGUAGUUUUGCUAGAAGACUGGCGGAACUUACGUUGCACUACUGACUGUGCCAUUAAGGUAUUCUGACUAAAAUGGUAGAUAAUUUCAAUUUGUACCUAAACCGAUGGACAACAGAUGAUAGACGACGACCACCCAGCAAGCGCCGAUGUGACAUUCGUGCACAGAAAGGUAUCGAAUUUCUUGCAUCCUUUUGCAUGGAAGAGAGGUUAGUGCCGAGGUACAACCAAACAGCAUGAACAUUUUCAUGAUACAAAACCUACACGCACGUUAGCGACCCGACCUGACUUCUGUUUUGUCCAGUAGGCUGAAGAGAGGUGGAGUCCCUAUGUUCGCGCAUUUUGCUGAAAUACAAACGAUGGUUUAACGUAAUUUGAUCUCAUUUAUUUUUUGGAUGGUUGAUCCUUUCCCUUCUUCGUUGAGGGUCAUCAACAUAAACGAAAUAUGUAUUAAGCAGACAAUGAAGAGAUACCCAGCAGGGCAAAAUUAAUUGUGAAACUAUACGAAUGCUAUUACUUGUAGUCCGAAGUUAUACUGCGUUUUUUGUACUAAUGCUAAAACUACGAAUAAUCGAUUCAGAAGGCAAUCACUUUUAGUUUGUAUAACCCUUACGACGAAAACUAAUCUAUACAUACUAUUCCUGUUAUUGUGGUUAAUGUUAAUCACCAUGUUAGAUUGAAUAGGAAAAGUAAAUGCAGUGAAAUUUUAUUUUUAAGGAGAUGCUCAAACUGGUGUGAUUGUUUUCACAACGCAAACUCCGAUCUAACGACACAUUUUUAAGCAUUUAGUUUGUUUUAAGUCGCUCUCUUGUCGGAAGAGUGAGAACGGUCGGCGGAAACUCGGUUAGACACGGAACGAACUGCAACGAAUUUAUAGAUGUUGUUUAGAGCGAUGUUGCUUUAUUUUAGUUCUGUAGGUGACCAUUUGUAGAUCAUUAGGUUUGUAAUGUUAGAGGAUUUUCUGUUCGUUUCCUGCGAUUGUUAGAAAUUAUCUUCAGAACUAGACAAUUGUUGGGCAAUAGUGACUAAAAUUGCUUAAACAUGUGCAUGCCACACUAUACACAGAUAAACGAGCAAAAAUUUGUUUACCUUUCUAGUCAGAUACAUUUGGAAAAUGCGCUUAACGGUACAUUAGUGAGAUUGAGGUAACACAUAUUGACAGACUUUUGUUUCUAAGAGCAAAUUAACUCUUUGAGAAAAAAAUGGAAAAUGGCCUAAUAAAAUUGUAGUAAAAGGGAAAAGAAUGUGCGAAUGAAAAUAUUACAACAAAGAAACUGCAUGAAUCUGCGAAUUAAUGUAAACAAAAUUGGUAUAAGCGGAUUAAAACUGUUAGUGACAGAACAAAUGAAAACAUUUCAAAGAAUAAUACAGUGCAUAAAAACUAAGCAGAAAAACAUGUGUGUUUAAGGAAACAUCUCUCCAAAAUAUACCCAAACGACGCUGAAAUAGAGAACAGAGACCCAUGCUCUAGUAUUGAGAAAGAAGAUCCCACAGACUCUCCGUAGACAUAACUGACUUAAAUAUAAUCAACUUGUGGAAUUAUUUUUAGUUGCUGGACGUCUAGUAAGCAAGUAGAAGUAGUGGUAGUUCUUUAAUUUGAAUAUAAACAACGAGAUAGGAAGGUUUAUAGUGCCAUGUUGUGUUAUUUUUACCGGCUCAGAAGGCUGCUCUAUGUAUUGAAGGUAAGCCGAAAAGAGUGGGCGGAUACCGAGUUCAGAUUUCAGUUAUUCCUUUGAAAGAAACAUCACAAACUAAAGCUACAAAUAGAAGUACAUAUUUGUUGAAAUAUUUGUAUCUACAACGUUGAUUCAAAAGAGCAUAAAAGGUUGGAAAUAAUUUUAAAUGGGGUAAACAAGAAAAAAAGAGAAACAUAAUACGCACACAAAUUAAGUAUUCAGAAGAAUGACGUUGAAAGUAAUGUUUAAUAACCAUAGAAGCGCUAUUGAAUAAGCAAACAAAAAACGAGAAAAUAAACUGUAUGUACUGUAUAGUCUAAUUAUAUAUGACUGUGAAAAAAUA
Topomyia yanbarensis is the source of this 4747-nucleotide messenger RNA. It is a transcript of the gene Sur-8, whose product is annotated as leucine-rich repeat protein soc-2 homolog. Gene Ontology annotation, molecular function: protein binding. Lineage: Eukaryota; Metazoa; Arthropoda; Insecta; Diptera; Culicidae. Bases 568 to 2259 code for a protein of 563 amino acids. The record is from RefSeq and is a predicted model, not a curated record. The transcript is spliced from 4 exons.